This is a messenger RNA of Sordaria macrospora k-hell, 2262 nucleotides long. The record is from RefSeq and is a predicted model, not a curated record. NCBI's taxonomy places the organism in Eukaryota, Fungi, Ascomycota, Sordariomycetes, Sordariales, Sordariaceae.
AUGACCACCGACGCGGCCGCUGAUGUUGCUGAGGACUACCGGCAAGCCCUGGAGGACUUGACCGUAAACUCAAGGAUAGAGAUCGCGACUUUGACGAAUAUUGCGCGAGAAAACGCCAUUCAUGGUCUGGCCAUUGCUGAUGUCUUGACAAACCACAUCAAAAAGGUCCCACCUACACGAACACUACCGGCCCUCUAUGUGCUCGACUCGAUCGUCAAGAAUGCCCCGACACCAUAUGCCCUCUACUUCGGGCCUAAGCUCUACUCCAUCUUCAUGGGCGCCUAUACCAAAGUCGACACUCCAACCAGACGCAAGAUGGACGAGAUGCUGAAGACCUGGAAGGAGCCAGUGGCGGGCGCGUUAGGCAACAAGCCCGUGUUCCCUCCCGAGGUGGUCAAGCCGAUUGAGAACGCCUUGAUCGCGGCCAAGAAUGUUGCCCUUCAGGUCAACCAGAGCAGUUUUCAAGGGCAGCAGUAUAUGCUCCGCGGAGCCCGUCCUCCAGCCCCUCCUCACAGAGAUACGCCCACUCCUCCCCAAUCUCCUUAUCACCAGCCCCAGGCUCCUCCUCAUCAGGGUAUAAGCAUAGAGAGGUUAAGAGACGAUAUCCAGCAGCUCAUCGUUGCAGAGAGGGCCGAGUUUGCGCGGGAUCCGCUGGACGUAGGUAAACAAACUAGACUGAAGGCCUUGCUGGAUCUGCAGACCUUGAUUCAGAGGCCAGAUGUGCCGCAGGAGCAGUUAAUGCUCGUGAAAGAAAAGAUCACUGAACUGUCCGUAAACAUGCGCAGCAGCGUUGCUACUGCCGCUGCUGGCGUAGUUCCCGUCGCCGCCCCUCCUCACCAUUACAAUCCCGUUCCAUACACCGCUACCCCAACACCUCCGGUCAUCCCCGGUGCUGUUGUUCCUCCUCCUCCUCAAGUACCCGGGGUUGGACGUCCUGCUUCUGCCAUGGCCGUGCCGGGUCCGGGAGCUGCUCCAGGCGCCGGAGGUGCCCUGUCGCUAGACUCUUUGUUCGGACAAGGCGCUCUCGCCGCCUUACUGGCUGGUGCUACCCGAAAGUCUGCCACCCCUACACCAUCGCAGACGAGCACGCCACAGCCUCCCAUCGCGACGCCGAUGAUACCACCACCGGCUGUGCCACCGGUAGCAGCUGGAAUUCCUGUUCCGGCUCCCUCUGCCGCUGGCAGCCUGGCAGCCUUAAACCCCGCCCUCGCGGCCGUCCUCCGAUCACAAACACCAACAAUGGCACCGACAGCGACAGCAUCAUCAAUCACCAACAACCCGUCAGCCUUACUCGCCAUGCUCCGACAAUCUGGUCUUCUCUCCGGCGCUGCCGGUACUAGCACCACUCCCGUGUCCGUCGUCCCAACUCCCGUAGCACCCGCCGCCGCCUGGACCUACACCCUCAAACAAUACCGCGGCCCACACCUCAUCAACCGACUGCACGAAGACCUCGGUCCGCCCUGCACGCAGUGCGGCCGCCGCUUCGGUAUCGACGAGGAAGGCCGGCGCAAGAAGACGGCGCACAUGGACUGGCACUUCCGGGUGCACCAGCGGGUGACGGACGCGGAGCGGCGCGGCCAGCACCGUAGUUGGUGGGUGGAGCAGAGCGACUGGGCGAAUUCUUCAGAAGCUAUUGAUAUUGAUCACAGCCAUCGCUCCGAUGCCGCCACUCAUCCAUCUGGAGGUCAUGGCGGUGGUGUGCCAGGGCAGGACACGCUUAACUACGAUGACGAUGUGGAUGAUGAUGAUUACGAUCCCGAAGCAAACUUUAAUAGCUCAUACAACAACGCCGACUCAUUGUACCCAGGCGGCGGUGCUGCUGCCGGUGGUGGGGACCAUUCGGGAGGCGGUCAUGGUCAUGCUUCUUCUGGGAAAGCCACGGCUAAUAGGAAGGGGGGCAAAAGGGGCGGCGGCGGUCUCAACUACAUCCCCGUUCCCGAGGACUCGGCAAAGGUCAACAACAUGUGCCCCAUCUGCCAGGAAAAGUUCGAGAUGAAGUGGCUGGAUGAGGCGCAGGAGUGGGUGUGGAUGGACGCUACGAAAGUGGGCGGGAGGGUGUAUCAUGCUAGUUGCCACAAGGAGGUGAAUGGCAGCGGCGCUGUUGGUGGGGAUGGUGGUGGUGGCAGCAAUGGGAUGAUGGGCAUGAGCAUGGGCAUGGGCAUGAGUGGAGGAGGGGAGAACGGAUUUGGGGGAGGGAGGAAGAGGAAGGCCGAGGACGAUGCUUAUUCAGGAGCAAAGGGAAGGAUAAAGUUGGAAUAUUAA